AUGAUCCGAAGAACGUUAAGACGAUUUGUGAAGAAGAGCAAUCUUUCAAACCUAGGCACUCCGCUUGCGUCGAAGGACUCGGAACAUUUAGCGGGAGUGUCAUCAACACCGUCGACGUCAGUUCCUGAGGGGGCGGAGAAACCGGCGGUGUUGACACACACAGAGGGCGAAGGAAAGAUGUCCAUCACGAUACGCAGUGACGGUUUUCGUCGGUCGUCGAAGGUCCCAACAGCCAUCGCGGAACCGGUCAAGCGCAUCAUUUUUGUGCGUAGCGGCAAGAGCCUUGCCGAUUUAGAUAUUAAUACAUAUGUCACAACGCCCGAUUGGCGUAUUUCCAUUGUACCAGAGGGAGAGGAGGAGAGCUAUCAGGCCGGGAGGCAUGUGGCAGAGAUGGUAGGAGAUGAGCCUGUUUAUUUUUAUUUUUCACCCUAUUUGCGUAGUAGGCAGAGUUUUAGACACGUUUUGCGUGGGUACGACGACUACAGAAGUGAACAGAAGAUGGAUGGUGAUUCUAUCAUUGGUGUGCGUGAGGACGUGCGGUUGCGGGAUGUUGACAUUGGUCGUUACAGAUCAAAGGAAGAGCUGCUGCACCAUCUGCGUGAACGGGAAGUGUACGGUAGGUUUUACUACCGUUUUCCAUACGGUGAGAGUGGUGCCGACGUGUGCGAUCGCGUUACGAGUUUUCUUGACGCCUUUCAGCGCGAGCGACUGGAUUUCCCGAUGGACACAAAUGUGGUUAUUGUGACACAUGGGCAAACGAUCCGCAUGUUUGUCAAGCGUUGGUUCCAUCUGACAGUUGAGACAUAUCAUUUAAUGGAAUCCCCACCAACCGGGUCUGUUAGCACACUGACACGCCUGCACCACCGCAGUUGCUUCCGUCUUGACGGCAGGUGUGUUGAAUGGAUGAAUCUCCCGCUUUCACUCAAUGAGUACAACGGGUACAAGUACCGCAACAAGCAGCUUCUGGGUUCGAUGAGUACUGGAGCACCAUUUAUGUGA
Molecule: messenger RNA, 999 nt
Organism: Trypanosoma cruzi
Lineage: Eukaryota; Euglenozoa; Kinetoplastea; Trypanosomatida; Trypanosomatidae
Product: phosphoglycerate mutase, putative
Exons: 1
Coding region: 1-999 (332 amino acids)
Molecular function (GO): phosphatase activity
Source: RefSeq, a predicted model, not a curated record